This is a messenger RNA of Dibothriocephalus latus, 552 nucleotides long. The record is from the annotation of a GenBank genome assembly. Lineage: Eukaryota; Metazoa; Platyhelminthes; Cestoda; Diphyllobothriidea; Diphyllobothriidae.
AUGUCAGUUCAGAAAACAGGAGAAGAUUCAAUUCACCGAAUGACAAAUUUUAUUGCCAUUAUAAAGGCCGUCACAGCACGUUUACCUUCUUCCGAAUCGUACUCGCUUAGUCUCACACCUGGUUGCGGAGCCGCUGUCCUCCACCCUGUUAUCGUAUGGCUUGGUCUCACACCUGGUUGCGGAGCCGCUGCCCUCCACCCUGUUAUCGUAUGGCUUGGUCUCACACUUGGUUGCGAAGCCGCUGUCCUCCACUCUGUUGUCGUAUGGCUUGUUCUCACACCUGGCUGCGAACCUCCUGUUAUCGUAGGCCUUGGCCUCACACCCGGUUCCGGCCAUGAUGUUGUCCUACCUUGUAUCGUAUGGCUUGGGUUCACACCUGGUUGUGGAGCCGCUAUCCUCCUAUCUGGUAUUGUAUGGCUUGGUCUCGCACCUGGCUGUGGAGCUGUUGUUAUCGUAGGCCUUGGCCUCACACCUGGUUGUGGACCUGAUGGUGUCCUACUUGGUAUCAUAGGCCAUGUUAUCACACCCGGAUGCGGAUGUGGUGUUCCCUGA